GGCGGGUUUUCGAGUUCUCUGUAGUGAGAUGAUAUCCUUGUGUUGACAGCGUCCAUUUAGUUACUAAACUAGAUAUGUCUGUACUGAGCGACACUUUGCAUGCUGCAAAUGGGAACGAAGAAACAGUAUCGAAAGUAGAUAUGUGUCCUCGCAGGCUUUCAAGAGUUUCGCGCUUGAGGGAUAUGUUCCAAACUGGUGUUGUAAAGCCAAUCGACGAUACUGAAGAUGGAUUUGAUGUAGAAAGUUCAGUGUUUUCAGCAUACACCUGUCCUGAUUUUGAAAGGUUUUCGAGGUUGGUUCUAUGGUUUUUCAGACUACUUGAUGAAUGUUCUUGUGAGAUGAGUUGUUGGAUAUUUUGUCCUAAAAGCUUUUGAUACGGUUCAUUGUAUCACUUGUCAGUAUAAGCGGUAGGCUAGCUACUAUUUAUUCGCUCGUGGGUCUUGGUUUGUUUGUGCGGGUCGUAUAAAACUAAAUAAUUAGGUGGAUCAUGUGUGGGUUUGCAGUAAAAAGUCGUAUUAGUACGCAAAUUUCCUUCUCCACUAUUGUGAACACAAUGCGCUCCUUUUCGGACAGUCUGUUUGACUUUAUUGUCUAAUAUUCAUCUGAUAUCAGCGCCCACUAUUGUAUUAUACUUCAGUAGUGUGGUGUAUACUGUGGAUGUACUGUUCUAACUUCUCUAAGAACUGCAAUAUUUUCCCGAACUUCCACUGUUAUACAAGUUAUAGAAGUAGCGUUAAACUCCCCAGUUAAAAUUCACUCUCCAUAAUAAGUCCUAAAAGACUAAACGUGAAGAUCAAAGGCUGUUGACCAACAGAGAGGGGACACUAUACCACUCUUUAACCUUAUCUGUAUUGGAAUUCUUAGUCUCUCACUCAAUUUAAUUUAGUGGUGACGGUUAAAAAGUUUAUACACGCUUCGUAAAUAAUUUCAAUGAUGUAAAUUCACUCUCCUGACUUCAUUUUACUCGCUUGAUGUAUAAGGUAUAUGGUUUCUUUACUUAGUCUUCACUGAAUAUCCUAUAAAAGCCUUUCCGGGGUCCCCACCUAUGAGAACUCUGCGCAAUCAUCGAAUUAGUCUAAACAAGAAUGAAUCGACUCAACAUAAUGUUACGUCAUCCAGAUCAGUUGAUGGAGGUUUCUCUAUACCGGAAUCACUUUCUCCCCUUAAAUCUCCACCCACAAGACCUCCUAAGCCUCGUCAUAUAUCUCUAUCGAAACCUGCCGUUCUUGAAGAGGUGAAACUAAAACCGAUUUCUUCAAAAAUCGCUACCGAAAAUGCAUCUUGUAAUAGCGUUACAGAACCGGUGGACAUUUCCAACCAUUCGAUUACUAGCGUUGGUAAUAGCAUAGAUAAUCAACCAUCGACAGUCAAAGUAAAUGGAAGUUCGUUAAAUUCAACUACCAUUCGAAAUUCAACUCCUGUAACUAUUAUCAAAGCAGGACCGCAACAAACAUCCAAAGAUCCCGUUGAAUGUUUUUCUUAUGCUUCCAUAACUCCUUUCUAUUCGUCUAACAAGAUUGAGAAGGCGACUGAAAAUGAUGUAAAUAAUGCUAUAAAUAAUAAUGCUCAUCGCCAAUCCUACGAAACAGCCAUUCAACCCUCCGAAGAUUUAAAUUCACAAUCAACCCAUUCCAUAUGCGAUUCUUCUGUUGAUCAUCAAUGUACAAUAUCAAAUUCUUCGGAUGUCCAGGAUUUUGUUAUUCGACCUGAAGCAUUUCACAAGUCUCUAUUUCCUGAAAUUGUAUAUAAAGAUAACAUUGAUGAUCUUCCUGUACUACAACAUGCUGAACCUGUUGCAGUAAAUGCUGAAGAUGAUGAUGAUGGCUUAGAUGAAAAUAUUGACAAUACUGAAAACUCUUUUGAAAUUGUUAUUAGUUCAUCUCAGUGUAAUACAUCAUUUAAUCCACUGAUCACUUUACCUGUUCCGAAAGGAUUGAAUGUUGUGGCUGUUGAUGACGAUGGAGUUCAUAUUUUUGAAGACGGUAACUUUCUGUACGCUCUUCCUGGCUUAACUGAUAAGUAUUCAGAUGAUUCAGAUUUUUAUGACUCACGUGAGGAUGUUACCAAUAUUUCCGACUUAAUAUCUCCUUCAUAUACUGCUGAACAAGUAAACGAUGAAGAAAAUGUUAAAACAAAUAUGGACAAAAUCCUUUCAGUAUCUUCAUCAUCUAAUUCACCAAAAUCAAUAACUACAAGGAAAUUAGUCAAUAAACGUUCAGGUAGCAGUGAUAGUCUAGUCAAACAACCGAGAGUUCGAUUUAGUUCUGAACCAAUCUUGGUGUUCAGUACUCAUUCCACUACAGAUUAUAAUCGUAGAAAUGAAGAAAUAGAUCCAUUGUCUGCUUCAGCAGAAUAUGAAUUAGAAAAACAUCUUGAAGAUAUGGAUAUGUUUGAAAUCGAUUUCCGUAAAGGUGUAAAUGGUCUCGGUAUUAGCAUAGUUGGUUCCGGUGUUGAUACUUCAUCUGGUGAACAGAAAUUAAGCAUAUUCAUUAAAUCAUUUACUCCUGGAGGUGCUGCAGAGGCUGAUGGUCGUAUUCAAGUGUACGAUCAAAUUGUUCAAGUAGAUGGCCAUAGUUUGGUUGGUGUCUCUCAACAAUUCGCAGCUCAAGUACUCCAAAAUACUGGGGAAAUCAUUCAUUUUGUUCUCGCCAGAGAAAAAGAUCCACCCAACUCUCGCAUAGCAAAGAUAUUGACAGAAAAACAACAAGAGGAGGACGAAGAGAAUAAUAAGGAAGGAGAGGAAAAGGCGGUUGAGAAAGAGUCAAAGUUGAAUAAUAAUUCAUCUGAUAAAUAUCAAGAGGUUGUGUCUACUCAGACCGAUAAUCCUGUAAACUUAUCAGGCGGUGAUUCUACCGAAGCUUUACAUAAUUUGAUUGCUGUAGCUACACGAUCAUUGAAAGAAGCUAAACAAUGGAACAAGGAUGAUGAUGCGGAAGAGGAGGAGGACGAGGAUGUGAUAGCUGUUGAUGAAAGUAGUGUAGAUUAUGAUAUGGAAUAUCUUAGUGUUAAUAAUAAUGAUACAAACGAUUCAUCACCUGUAAACAGUCUUUUUCAACAGUUUAGAAAAUCUUCAAAUGGUAGUGAUAAUGUAAAAUCAUUAAAUGGUUAUUCCACUGGCUUAAAUUAUCAACAAUCUAGCCCUCGAUCAGCAUUAAAAGGUACAGCAACUGCAGCAUCGACUCGUCGACGUAACGAAGCUAUCAUGGAGUAUAUUCGUCAAGCUGUACUUAUCCAAGAUAAUGUAUAUUUACCAACUGAUCUAAUUAAUAAAGAUGACUACACUAAUAAAAGUCAGAAUUCAGAUAUAGCUACAGACUGUGUUAGUACAGUGUCUUGGGCACUAGCCAGUGAAUUGCAUGAUCAUAGAAUUCAGCUACGAAAAUUCCAAUCACGUAUUCGAAAUCUAGAACAACGUUUGACUGCUCAAGAAGCUGCAGCGGAUGAAGCGAUAGAAAGACUUUGUCUACGUUGUCGUCAUUUGGAAUUAGAGCUUAAACAAUCGCAACAAAAAUGUUCACAACUAAUCAUGUCACCAAAACAGCAGAAUAUCCCAAACUCUAAUAACUACUCUCCUGGAGCUAAUAACUUAUGUAAUCCAAUAUAUCAUUCAGUAAGUACAUACAAUGUAUAAAUUACUUAUUAUAAAUUUAUACUGUCCCUCUACACUGCCGACUCCCUAUAGUUUAACAAUGUUGAAUAAUUCCAUAUUUGUUAACAAAUUGAGUACCUAUGGCUUCUAAUUAGCAAUGAGUUUAUUACAUCAUAGUUGUAUAAAGAUUAAUUUGAUGCGAAACAGAUUAUAUUUGGGGAGGAUAACAUCUUUUUUGUGAAUUUUCUUUUGAGUCAUAACUUCAUUGCUGCAGAUGUCGGAUAAUAAGUUUAUAAUUGAUAUUUUGAAAUUAUUUCCUUUUCUAUACCUGCUUUGAAUUUCUUACCUUGCUGCAUAUCACUUCCUUAAGCCUUUUUUAUUUCUUACCUAAUCUAUUUUGAGGAUAGCGACACUUUGUUUUGAUCACAUGACUCUUAGGUUUCAUGUAAACACUAUGUAACACUAUAUAACAUAAUUUGAUAUCUCCCCACUAAAUAAUAAUAUCAAAACUGAUCUGACCAACCUCAUGAAAGCGGCACGUUUUCUGUAAUCAAAUAAGUUAUAAUUAUGUCUGUUUAAAGCAACUCGUGACUAUUGAACGGGUAUGGGAGCAGUGGAUUCCAGUAAAGUGGUUGAAAGUAGAUCUAUUCUUCUUUUGACAGCACUAGGAAUGUAGUAUUUUACCCUUCAUGUCAGCAUCGGUAAAAUUCAGAUUAAAUUCUGUUAAUUAUAUGUUUUCCAGCCUAGUGUUGUUUUUCGUUUUCUUGUAACCAUUUUUCUCUUUUAUCCCACUCUCAUACUUGGGCUAAUUCAAAACUCGCCGGUUUUUUACGAAUAACUUUCUUAUUACCAUAUGGUAAGUGCUUCAUCUAUUUCUCACUCACAUCAUCUUCCCUAUUUUCCACCCACCCCUUAUAUAUUACCGUUCAUAACUAAUUACUGAGUAAAACUAUGUUCAUUUUUAAGGUGAAUCGUUGUUUCCCCAUUGAUUCUAUUAAUAAUUUAUAUGAUUUGUUUUAUGUUGGCAUUUUUUACUUUUAUCUUGUAGACUAUUGUAAUUAUUAUAUCAGUAAAUAAUAUUCGUAAAUCUUAUUUUUGCCUUUAAGUGAUAGUUGCUGACCUGAUGAGGUAGUCCUUAGCAUAAAUAUUAAUGAUUAUCACCUCAAGUUCUACAAAAGUUGUACAUGGUUACUACUAAGUUAAAUAGUUGAACUGUUUUGUGAUUCCCAUUUUUGUCAUAUAUUCACUAAUAUCACUUGAUCGUGUUAAAAAAUAUGGUAUUAUCGUACUGUUUUUGUGACUGUAUAGUUGAUGACCUUAUUGCUAGAACUGUCUAUAAUGUCAACUAUUAUAAAAUCAUUUAUUCGAAACUGACUUCAUCUAAUCUAGUUUAGAUAGCCUAGUCUAGGUACAUACAACUUUUGUUAUCCAAAAUUGAAUAUAUAAAGAAUUUGAUGAAUUGGUUUCUUAUACACUAUUUACUUGAACUACAUUUAGCAAUCAUAAUCUAUCACAUUAGCCUUGGUAUUUAUAAUGUUUUGAAAUAAGAGUGUUGUUUACGUAAGAAACUCACCACUGUGUUUUUAAGAAUACAUUUAGUGAUGGAUGUAAUUCUCUCCACUUUCAAAUAUUAUUAUCAUCAUUAUUAUUGGCAUUCAGUCAAUUUCUCUCGUUACCUGUUUCCUUCUUAUUGUAUAUAUUCUCAUUCAGAGAAAAAAAAUUUAUACCGUUUAUCUCUAUCAUAUUAACUUCAUUACGUAUAUUAUCGUUAGAUAUCGUCUUUUAUCAUUAAACUUUUAAAUUGACCUAUAUUUAACUGAUAUAAUUUUAAUUAUGAUGAAUUGUGCAGAAUAAUUAUCUGUGACUUGUAUAUUACCCUUUGUUAAAGUUGUUUAUAUCCUGAUUUUAAAAUUCAAAUCUCUUUGUUUUUCUUAUUCAUUCCAAGUCACUGUUGAAUGCCUCAACGUACAAAGAUGAUGAUGGAGUGGUGGUGUCUAGAGAAAAUCCUGUUGAAUUUAGCUAACUUCCAAAAAAUCAAAUUGCAUGUGAUUUUAUGUUUGUUCGCUUGAGUUUCGUUUUUUUGUUCAUUCGUUAAUUACCAAUUAUUGUUUAUUUGUCCUUUCGACAUUGAAAAAUUUUUUUACUGAGAAAUACAAGAACAUGUCUUUAACUGCAAGCAAACAAAUCAAAAAGUGUGUGUGUGUGGGGGGGGUAAUACAUAAGAUACAUUGUUGACUAAAAGACUGUCAAGUUAUUUUUUACUGCAGAAAAAACAUCCAUCAAUUUUUCGAUGUUUCUUUACUCCCACUCUUUGUUUAUCCUAGUUUUUGUCUAUGAAUUGUGCGUAAUUUUCUUUAUUCAGUUUAAUCCCACCAAGUUCACUAUAUAUAUAGUGUUGAUGAAAUGUGGAUGACUGACUAUCCAUCGUUGUUAUGCUUAACGCUGAUUAACAUUUAAUUGAUUUUACUGUACAUAAAGCAUCUUCUUUCUUAAACAUAUAUAAAUACUGCAUGCCCACAACUCUUUUUUCUUGUAAGAAAAUCAAAGAAUAAUUUAUCAAUGCUUCUUUAGCCAUGUGAAUAUUGAUACUUACAAUAAGGCUAUUGUUUACCUUGAAAUAAAUUUAGUACGAUCAACAGGUCUCUCAAUCUGUAUUCCCCUUACUCAAAUCCCUGAAAAAUACAAUUCAUAUACAUUCGUAGGUAGAUUUCAUCAAUUAACAUUAAUUGUUUUGAUUACUGUUUUAUUAAACUUGUCUACUUUCUGAUUUUACUGUAGACAAUUACAUCUAGAUUUAGUGACUAAUUUAUAAUUCAUACCCAAUUAUGUCUAUUUUUCUUUAAAAAAAAAUUCUUUUUUUUCCCAAUUUUUGUUUUUUCAAGUAUGUGAUGUAUGUCUGUCCAUUUUUAAAUUCACUCUAUGUUUUUGUUCUCCGCCUUGUUAAUUCCAAUCAUUAUAGUUAUCAUUACAAUUAUUAUUACUACAUUUAUUGUUAUGAAUAUUAGUAUUAUUACUAUUAGUAGCAUUGUUAUUCAUCAAUGUGCCUUGUAACCUGUAAACAAUUAUAUAAAUAAAUACUUGUUCCAACUG
This is a messenger RNA of Schistosoma curassoni, 6679 nucleotides long. The record is from the annotation of a GenBank genome assembly. NCBI's taxonomy places the organism in Eukaryota, Metazoa, Platyhelminthes, Trematoda, Strigeidida, Schistosomatidae.